Strongylocentrotus purpuratus (purple sea urchin) is the source of this 462-nucleotide messenger RNA. RefSeq lists its product as uncharacterized. Gene Ontology annotation, cellular component: cytoplasm. Gene Ontology annotation, biological process: sulfation. Lineage: Eukaryota; Metazoa; Echinodermata; Echinoidea; Camarodonta; Strongylocentrotidae. The transcript is spliced from 3 exons. The record is from RefSeq and is a predicted model, not a curated record. The coding region runs from base 67 to 462 and encodes 131 amino acids. Gene Ontology annotation, molecular function: sulfotransferase activity.
AUUUUAAUUUUGCUCUUUAAUCCGUGGACAGACAACUUCCGGUGGGGUUCUUGGUUUGAUCACGUGAUGGCUGCAUGGAAGAUUCGAGACGAGAAGAACGUUCUAUUUCUCUUCUUUGAGGAUGUGAAAAGGGAUCCAAAGAAAUGUAUCCAGCAAGUCGCCGAAUUUCUAGGGGGUCCUCUCUCUGAGGAGGCCCAACAGCGAAUAUUGGAAAAGAGCUCAUUUGAAGGAAUGGGGCUGACCUACAAAAAGCUUGCAGACGAUGCUGCAAAAAGCGGGAAGGCGGACCCAACGCGUAUCGACGGAAAACGGGGCUACAUAAAGAAAGAGCCACCAUCAGCAUAUUGCUGUAAAGUCUUCGAUGGAGCUGUCAUCGUCCACUGUCUGCCUGAUAUCGGCUUCAGUACAUUUAAUGGAUACGCCAACGAAGUCUUCAUUCCCUAUCUCGAGAAGCAACUGUAG